Molecule: messenger RNA, 407 nt
Organism: Ilex paraguariensis (yerba mate)
Lineage: Eukaryota; Viridiplantae; Streptophyta; Magnoliopsida; Aquifoliales; Aquifoliaceae
Source: the annotation of a GenBank genome assembly
CCGGCUUAGUGAAGGCACUGGAACUGAUGUGAAAGAGUCAAAAUCCAUAUCCCAUGAGCUUGCUUCAGCUCUAAAUGAUGGCCUAUACUUUUAUAAAAGAAACAACUCAAGCUACGGCAGCAGAGAUGGGGAAUCUAGAUCUUCUGGCAUUGCUUCAACAGUAUCAAAUGCAAGGGCUUCUGAUCAUUCCACGAGAGGCAGUGGCUAUGAAGGGCCUGGAAAUUCUAAUUCUCGGAAGAAGCAAAAUAAAGGCUUUUCCAAGCAACAAUCAGUUCAGAAGCAGUGGUUAUUCUUUAGUAACUUUAAAAUUCACGGAACUGGUCGUAAUUUUCAGGACAUGAUAUCUGAGAGUCCACCUAGUAAUUCAGUUGGGAUUUCUUUGGUUCUACACCUCCUAACAAUCAUGG